AUGAAUUACGAUUCUAAAAGGACAGAAGCAAACUAUUCUCCUUACUUUGAAUAGGUUACUCUGAACAAAUUAAGAAGAGAUGAAUACCAUAGUCAACAAAGAAUUCAUGAUAAUAGAAAAAACAAAUUAUUGUUACCUUCUAUAGAAAAUAGUACUCUCGAAGAUAUUUCACUGCAUUUCAGUAAGUGUGUUACUUCGAGUAAAUCUCCCGAGAAAAAAGUAGACAAACUUUAAGUUAACAAAUACUAAUUGGAAUUUAUCUAGCAGAGUUUUUUGGAAUUAGAAUAAACUAAAAUGUCAAUAACAAUGAGAGAUAUGAGCAAUAUGAGGAAUAAAUUUAAUUGUCAUCAAAGGGUAAUAGCAAAUAAAGAACAAUACACUGUCAGAAAUCUAGAGAGGCAAAUGGGCAGUAAUUUAGAAGAUUAUUCAAAUUUGAUGUACCUUUAAUAAAUGCCAGCUUAAACAAAAAACAAACAAGAAACUAACAUCUCUUUUUUUGAAGAGGCUUUAAAUGCUUAUUCAUAUGCAAUUCCUAGCAGAAGAGAGUCAGCACAAAUAGCUGUUAUCAGAGAUAAGGUUUAUGUUUUCGGAGGAAUGAGUGGGGCAGGUUUAAGCAGUGAUUUGUGGUCUUAUGAUAUAAAAAAAUAAGAAUGGCAGUUACAUCAAUCAGACAUCAAUUUGAAAGUUACGAAUCAUUCUAUGAUAGCCUGGAAACACAUGCUGAUUGUCUUUGGGGGAAGUGGCUAUUAUGACCAUAAGAUGAAAAUACGGUAAGUUUAUUCAACUCUUGCUUAUUUUAAUACUCAAAUCAAUCAAUGGUCAAUCACAUUAGAAUCUGUUGAACCCAGAAGAGAGCAUAAGGCUGCUUUGUAUAUGGGGAAAUAUAUGAUCAUAACAGGUGGUUUAGAUUCUGGUGAAUAAUUAUUAAAUGAUACACUGAUGUAUUCUUUGGAUUCCAGAAGGUGGUUAGGAUCUAAGAUAUAUUUUGAUGAGGGAAUAGCAUAGCAUGCCAUUUGUGAAGCCUUCGAUUUUAAGAGAAAUGUAGACACUAUUUAUUUGUUUGGUGGUAAAACUAAAUCUUUGGGUUCAUUUCCUUUGAUGAGGUUGGUUUUCUCUGGAUAAGCUCCGUAAAGUUGGGAGAGAGUCUAGGGAAUUGGAGUAGCUCCUUAAGGGAGGUAUAAUCAUACUAUGGCGUGUAUAAAUGAUAGUUUGAUUUUGAUUGGAGGUAGAUCAUAAGCAAUAUAGGAGUAUUAAAAUGAAAUUGUGUUAUUCAAUUUGAUUUUAAGUCAAUGGAUUCAAGUAAAGAGAUAAGGGUUAAUGACCAAAAGAUGGAGUCAUUGUAGUUGCGUGUUUGCCUCAAAUAUCUUUUGCUUUGGAGGCAUCGGAGAAGUGACUUAUCUUCCACCAGUAGUAUUCUCGAUUGAAACAGAUUAGUUCAAAAUAAAAAACAAGAUGGUAAUUAUCAAAAGAUUAUCAACCAUUGCUGAGGAUAUGAAGAAAUAGAAUACGGAAUAUCAAUAGAUUAAAAGAACUUGCAGAUUAGAAAAAUUUAGAAAAGCAGAAAAGUUGUAUGAAAAAGUAACAACGUUUUUGCCAUUACCAAAAAUGAAAACUCCAAAAAUGAGAUAUGAUAUUUGGAUGCAAUUUGUACGUAAAAUCUUACAUUCUUUGAAUUUAAUAUUUUGA
Paramecium tetraurelia is the source of this 1686-nucleotide messenger RNA. RefSeq lists its product as uncharacterized. Gene Ontology annotation, molecular function: protein binding. The record is from RefSeq and is a predicted model, not a curated record. The transcript is spliced from 2 exons. Lineage: Eukaryota; Ciliophora; Oligohymenophorea; Peniculida; Parameciidae.